CCUCCGCGCUCCUCCCGCCGCGCUCCUCCCGCCGCGCUCCCCCCGCCGCGCUCCUCCCGGCCCCGACUGCGGCUGCGGCGGCCCCGGCGGCACCAUGACAGAUCAGGCCUUUGUGACACUGACCACAAACGAUGCCUACGCCAAAGGAGCCUUGGUCCUGGGCUCGUCUCUGAAACAGCACAGGACCACCAGGAAGCUGGCCGUGCUUGCCACCCCGCAGGUCUCAGACUCCAUGAGAAAAGUUUUAGAGACAGUCUUUGAUGAAGUCAUCACAGUAGACGUCUUGGACAGUGGCGAUUCUGCUCAUCUAACCUUAAUGAAGAGGCCUGAGUUGGGCGUCACGUUGACUAAACUGCAUUGCUGGUCACUUACGCAGUAUUCAAAAUGUGUGUUCAUGGAUGCAGAUACUCUGGUCCUAGCAAAUAUUGAUGAUCUUUUUGAGAGAGAAGAAUUGUCGGCGGCACCAGACCCAGGGUGGCCUGACUGCUUCAAUUCUGGAGUCUUUGUUUAUCAGCCUUCAGUUGAAACGUACAAUCAGCUAUUGCACCUUGCUUCUGAGCAAGGCAGUUUUGAUGGUGGGGACCAGGGUUUACUGAACACAUUUUUUAGCAGCUGGGCAACAACAGAUAUCAGAAAACACCUGCCAUUUAUUUAUAACCUAAGCAGCAUUUCUAUAUACUCCUACCUCCCAGCAUUUAAAGCAUUUGGUGCAAAUGCCAAAGUUGUGCAUUUCCUGGGACGAAUCAAGCCAUGGAAUUAUACGUAUGAUCCUAAAACAAAAAGUGUCAAAAGUGAGUCUCAUGAUCCCACCAUGACUCAUCCAGAGUUUCUCAACCUGUGGUGGGACAUCUUCACCACCAACAUUUUACCUCUGCUUCAACAAUUUGGCCUCGUCAAAGACACCCACUCAUACUUAAAUGUGCUUUCAGACUUGGUCUAUACACUGGCUUUCUCUUGUGGCUUCUGUAGAAAGGAAGGCGUCUCGGGAGCCAUAUCGCAUCUGUCCGUUGGGGAGACCCCGGCUGCGGCACAGCCUUUUGUGUCCUCAGAAGAACGGAAGGAGCGGUGGGAACAGGGCCAGGCUGAUUACAUGGGAGCAGAUUCCUUUGACAACAUCAAGAGGAAACUUGACACUUACCUCCAGUAGAAACACUGCCAUUCUCCCAUGGACACAUCCACUUCACUGGGCACUUGUUUCUGAUACUUAGCAUCUAGAGCUGGGUUAGGAAAGGUCUGUUACAGUUGCUAGAAGCUUUGCUAAAAUUCAUCAGAUGAGGGGAUUUUGCAGGACAACAGGUGAGAACCAGGCAGAAGUCGCAAAGUAGCAGCAGCUCUGUUACGUGGACCGUGUUCUGCUUUUUAAUCCUAGGCUUAUUCAGCUCAUAUGUCGGAAAUUCUUACUUUUGCUGAUGGCCAACAAAUGUGGUAAGGGAACCCAGGCUAUUAAAACGGCUACAUUGCCGCCGAGAAACGUGCCAGUGCAGGCCCUGAAUCAGCCUCCCUCUGAUGGGACAGGGUAUCUCUCGCUUGCUUGCUUGUCGUACCUCUCACUAGACUUGCGUUUUAGAGUUGCUCAGAGACUGCCAGAGUGAUCGUGAUUCUGCUUUCAGGUAAAGACCGCCCGCGGCACUGCUGAGUGAUCCGUGAACCUCUCGACAGGUGGCGUUGGCCCAUUCUGUUUCCUAAUUGCAGUGUCUGAAACCGUUCACCAGUGUCCCAUGUGUACAGUAAGGCCGCAUGCUAACACGCUCUUGUUCGGUUCUGUGUAUCUGUAAACAGCAGUGUGUUCUCUGAUGGUCACCUGCCGGGGCACCUUGUAUGAAAAUAAAGACUUGUUGCCAUA
Canis lupus familiaris (dog) is the source of this 1843-nucleotide messenger RNA. RefSeq names its product glycogenin 1 (gene GYG1). Bases 95 to 1147 code for a protein of 350 amino acids. The record is from RefSeq and is a predicted model, not a curated record. Gene Ontology annotation, molecular function: glycosyltransferase activity. The transcript has 8 exons. NCBI's taxonomy places the organism in Eukaryota, Metazoa, Chordata, Mammalia, Carnivora, Canidae. Gene Ontology annotation, cellular component: cytoplasm.